This is a messenger RNA of Magnolia sinica, 934 nucleotides long. RefSeq names its product methyl jasmonate esterase 1-like. The coding region runs from base 22 to 810 and encodes 262 amino acids. The transcript is spliced from 3 exons. NCBI's taxonomy places the organism in Eukaryota, Viridiplantae, Streptophyta, Magnoliopsida, Magnoliales, Magnoliaceae. The record is from RefSeq and is a predicted model, not a curated record. Gene Ontology annotation, biological process: jasmonic acid metabolic process; salicylic acid metabolic process. Gene Ontology annotation, molecular function: methyl indole-3-acetate esterase activity; methyl jasmonate esterase activity; methyl salicylate esterase activity.
GGGGGAAAAGGAGAGGAGAAAAUGAAGGAAGGGAAGAAUAAGCAGCACUUUAUUCUAGUUCACGGUGCUUGUCAUGGAGCAUGGUGUUGGUACAAGGUCGCCACACUACUAAUAUCCACAGGAAACCAAGUCACGGCCUUGGAUCUUGGAUCUUCGGGCACCAAUCCGAAGAAGUUCAACGACGAGUUCUGCACGUUUUCUGACUACUCUCAGCCGCUGCUGGACAUCAUGGCCUCUCUUCCUCCACAACAAAAAGUGAUUCUGGUGGGCCACAGCCUUGGAGGUCUGACCCUGGCUCUAGCCAUGGAUAGGUACCCAGAGAAGGUGUCGGCCGCUGUCUUCGUGACGGCAUUCAUGCCGGAUUCUUCUAACAGGCUCUCUUUUGUCUUGGAUAAGUUUUUUGAGUCGAAACAGUACAAUCUCAUGGACACUAAAUUCGACUUUUAUCAAGGACAAGAAGAGCUUCCCAGGAUGUUAUUCGGCCUUCAGUAUCUGUCGCAACGUUUAUAUCAACUCUCCCCGCCAGAGGACAUGACCUUGGCAACAACACUGUUAAGAGCGACACCAUUACCACGAGAAGAACAGUCAAAUGCACCGAUCCUUUCGGAGGAGAGAUAUGGAUCCGUUAGCCGAGUUUACAUCAUGUGCGACGAAGAUAUAUGCAUUACCUACAAUUUCCAACGUUGGAUGAUUGAGAAUGACCCAGUUAAAGAAGUGAAAGUGAUCAAUGGUUCCGAUCAUAUGCCCAUGUUCUCUAAACCACAGGAACUAUGCCUUUGCCUCUUAAAGAUUGCUGAGACAUACUCUUGAUUGAUUCACUACCAUUACUAUUGCUACUGCGACUGCGACUGCUGCUUCUGCUAUUAUUUGCUCAAAAUAAUUAUUCUUAUUAUUAGAUGGAACAUCUAAACAUAAUGUUAAAUCCCUUAAAUAA